Oppia nitens is the source of this 1626-nucleotide messenger RNA. It is a transcript of the gene FipoQ, whose product is annotated as F-box/LRR-repeat protein 12-like. Gene Ontology annotation, cellular component: SCF ubiquitin ligase complex. The coding region runs from base 49 to 1626 and encodes 525 amino acids. NCBI's taxonomy places the organism in Eukaryota, Metazoa, Arthropoda, Arachnida, Sarcoptiformes, Oppiidae. The record is from RefSeq and is a predicted model, not a curated record. Gene Ontology annotation, molecular function: protein binding. The transcript is spliced from 7 exons. Gene Ontology annotation, biological process: SCF-dependent proteasomal ubiquitin-dependent protein catabolic process; positive regulation of protein ubiquitination.
UUUACCCCCUUUGAGCUCAGAUAUAAAAGGUUGUGAGUGUAGGCAGAGAUGGAUCUGAGAAGGCUUUCAAUGUGGGCCGUCACUCAAGAUGUGUCAUCGGCUGCAUUGGCCAACAUUAAGGACCAACACAACAAAAAUGGAUUCUUACAGCACAUUACGACAUUAGAUAAGCUUCCGGACAAGAUUUUGCUUAAAAUAUUUAGUAAUUUACCGCAUCGGGAGAUAUCACGGUUAGCCAGAGUUUGCAAGAAAUGGCGAAUGAUUUCAUGCGAUUCCAAGCUAUGGACUCACGUCUCGCUCCGACCAGAAGUAUCGGGACUUCACGUUACGAGUAUAGAGUCAUUGCUGGCUCUCAUAUCAAUUCGUUUCGGCCCAUCUUUACGUUAUAUAGAGUUACCCAUUGAAUUGAUCACUCAUACAGUACUUCAUGAGUUGGCCAAUAAGUGUCCAAAUCUAACCAAUAUAUUGUUGGACUUUUCAACAGCAAUGCAAUUACACGACUUCAAUGAUUUGCAUUCAUUUCCAACAAAACUCAGAACAAUGUGCGUCUGUUUAUCUGAAGUUAUCUUUAUGGAGGGUUUUAUGAGAAAAAUCUAUAACUUUAUCAAUGGUUUAGAGGUUUUACAUUUAGUCGGAACUUAUGAGAAGGCUGUUGAAGAAGAGGAAGAAGAAAUCUAUGAAGUGGUAAACAUUCACAAACUGAAGAGUGCUGUUCCCAAUCUACGAGUUGUCAACUUAUUUGGUAUCAAUUUUGUCGACGACAGUCAUGUCGAUUCUCUCAGUAGUAAUUGUAUUCAAUUAGAGUGUCUGUCUCUCAAUUUUUGCACAAAAUUCACGGGAAGUAUAUUAAAACAAUUAUUUCAAAGAUGCAAAAGACUCAGAUGUCUUCUUAUGCAACACACGAACUUACAAAGUGAUCAUAUGAUGGCUAUUGAGUGGGAAAAGACAAAUCUACAAGAGUUGGACAUAACUGCAACAGAAUUAUCAACGGAAUGUCUAAUUGAUAUCUUAUGUCGUAUACCAGCUCUUCGUUAUCUAAGUGCCGGACAACAGGAUUGCUUCACAGAUCUAGUAUUGUAUGAGUUUAUGGAAAAGGGAAACACAAAGUCAUUAAUGGCAUUGGAUUUGGAUCGCAAUGAAAAUGUUUCGGACGAUAUGUUACUUAAAUUUCUGAAAAUGCAAGCGACUCACCUCAGAGGUCUACAAUUGUCUGGUUUACCACAUUUGACAGAGUCUUUUUGGACUACAGUAUUACCAUUACUUAAAAAUAUUAGAAUUUUAGUGAUGGGUAUGCCUGAAGGUUGUUGUCAAAAGAUCCACCAAAAGAUACACAUCGACUCAUUGAUCGAUUCAAUUGCCAACAAUUGUUGUCAAUUGGAGAGGUUUGAGGCCCAUUGGGAUUCAGAGACACUCCGUUUUUCAGACAGAAGUAGCAAAGCUGUUGAUGCCAUUAGAAUGAAGUGUUUAAGAUUGCGAUGUUUAUGUCUAAGUGAUGGCAAAUACUUUGAAAUGGUAAAGAGCAACUUUGAACGGGCGGACAGGGCUACGGUUGUGCGCUCAACCACCAACUCUAGAGUUACUUUAGUUUAUUUACUCCACAAUUACAAGGAUCUGAUAUUUAAUUAG